UCCGAAACAAACACAAAACUGUCUUGUCUCCCCAGGCUCAUCUCCUCAACCAAGGCAACCGUAGUGUGUGCAUUUGAAUAUCAAAUCAGGACCGUAAAAUCCCAUAUACUGAAAAGAUAUAAUAGAAUCAGAGCCAUCCAUCCAUCAGUUCCCAGAAUCUGACAGUUUCAUCCUAGGUGGCAUUCAACUACAUUUUAAAUCCGAGAUAUAAAUAAAAAACAAUCAAGACACCCAUUUCGAAAUCGAAGGAGAAUGUGUCCCAAGUCAAGGAGUUUAAUUUUAUAAGCUACGCAAUCCCAUCGAAUCAACAAAUUAGAGUAAUAAUAAAUCACUCCUUUUUCUGUCUACGCUAAACAAAUGGGCGAGGAAGAAAAUAGGACCGAAGUUCCAGAGGUAACGGCAAAUGGGACUAGUGCUCCUGCAAAAGAGAAUUCCAAUGACGUUAUGACUGAAAAAACAGAGGAAAAUAAUGGAAUAAAAGAAAUGGAAGAAGAUAAAAAUGAUAGCGAGAAAGUUGAGAUUGCAAGGAUGGAUGAAGACCCCAAGGUGACUGAAGAAAGGGAAAGCAAAGACAAAGAAGAUGGGUUAGAAGAAGGAAGAACUGAAGCAAUGGAAGAAGAAAUCAAACCCAAAGUAGAUGAAGAGAUGGAAGGAAAGGAGAAGGAAGCCAAAGAAGAGGUGGAGGAGAAGGUUGAUGUGUCCAAGGAGAAAGAGGAGGUGGAGCAGAAGGUUGAUGUGUCCAAGGAGAAAGAAGAGGUGGAGGAGAAGGAUGGUGGAUCCAAGGAGAAACAAGAAAAGUUGGAGGAGGAGGACGGGGAACGAUCAAAGCAACGUGGGAAAAGGAAGAGUGAUGGGAGGAAAGCUGAAAUGAAGAAGGUAAUGGAAGAGAAGAAGGAGCCGGAGCCAAGGACUCCUACUUUUGAUAGGCCACAGCGUGAAAGAAAAUCUGUUGAAAGGCUGGUGGCAACUGUUGACAAAGAUGCUGUCAAAGAAUUCCAGAUUGAAAAGGGCCGAGGUAUCCCACUUAAAGAUAUACCUAAUGAGCAAUGGGUGAUGGAAAUGAUCCCUGAAAAUGUUUUCUCUACAGUGGCAUUCAAGUUAUCAAGAAGGAAGGCUGAUGAUACAUUCAAACUGCUUCAUACAAUUCUCUUUGGAAGGAGAGGAAAGGCAUUGCAGAUUAAGAGUAAUAUAUCCCGGUUCUCUGGUUUUGUGUGGCAUCAAAAUGAGGGGAAAGAAAAGAGUAAAGUGAAAGAAAAAUUUGACAAGUGCAAUAAAGAGAAGCUGUUGGAAUUUUGUGAUGUGCUUGACAUACCAAUUACCAAGGUUACUGCAAAGAAGGAAGAUGUUGUUACGAAGCUGUUAGAUUUUUUGGUGGUCCCCCAUGCUACAACCAGUGAUUUGCUUGCUGAAAAAGAGAAGGAAAAAGUGAGCAAAAAGCGCAAGAGAGUGGCCAAAAGUUCAACAUCUGGGAGCACACCAUCGAAACGUUCAGCUAAGAGUCGAAGAAAGGCUGCUGAUAAUUCAAAGAGGAUAGAUAAAAAGAGUACAUCUGAUACAGAAGACGAGUCAGAAGAAGAGAAAGCAGAGGAAGAUGAAGAAGAAGAAGAAGAAGAGGAACAAGAAAAUGUAGAAGAGCAAAAUGAAAAUGGUGCUCUAGAAAAAUCUGAUGCUGAAAUCUCUGAACAUUCUGAAAGUGAGGAGAAAAAUGAAUCUGUUGAAGAAUCUGAAGAAAACUCCAGAAAACGCAAAAAGAGGUCGGCUACAUCAUUGAGAAAAAAAGCACCUUGUGGAAAAGCUAAAACCAGAAUCUCCGUCUCCCAUAAGUCCAGUCCAUCAGUGAAAAGAACGCCUAAAAAAUCUUCAUCAAAACACAUUCUUUCUGAUGAGGAUAGUGAUGCAAGUCCAAAGGUUUCCCCAAUGAAGAAGAAAACUGAAAAGGUAUCAAAGGAGAAACACUUGCCUUCAAAGAAAUCUACCUCCAAGGAAAACACAGGUAAAAAAGUUGGAAAGGGGAAGGAAAAGGCUAAGGUUAAAGAGAACAAAUUGAUGCCAAGUGAUGAUGAGCUUAGAGAUGCGAUAUGUGAAAUUCUUAAGAAGGUGGAUUUUGACACGGCUACAUUCACUGAUAUUCUAAAGCUACUUGCUCGGCAAUUUGACACAGAUCUCACUACAAGAAAGUCAUCUAUUAAGCUUGUGAUCCAAGCUGAGCUCACCAAAAUAGCAGAUGAGGGUGAUGAUGAAGAUGGAGAAGGUGAAGCAUAGAGAGAUGAAACCCAGUCUGCUGGUCAAGAGGUUGAAGCCUGAAACGUGUAACGCAGACUUUCCGGGAAUGGUGUAGCUUUGUGUUUUAUGCUUUAAUUUCACUCGUGCACAAAUGAUUCUUUCUGUAAGAAUGCAGCUGUAAUUCAUUCUUAGUUUUCAAUUUGCUGGCUAGCAGACAAGCAUUUACUAGAAACUAGAGAAGGUGAGCCUCGUCAUGCUUUCCACAAUAUAUAUUAUGUUCUAAUCAUGUGAGGUCGGUUAUGACAGGUUAUUAUUUCUCAAUUAUUUGUAAUCUUCAAUCCAACUUGUUAUAUGCCUAGCUGAUUGUGUGUUGAUGA
Populus trichocarpa (black cottonwood) is the source of this 2600-nucleotide messenger RNA. RefSeq names its product DEK domain-containing chromatin-associated protein 3. The record is from RefSeq and is a predicted model, not a curated record. The coding region runs from base 358 to 2262 and encodes 634 amino acids. Gene Ontology annotation, cellular component: nucleus. The transcript is spliced from 12 exons. NCBI's taxonomy places the organism in Eukaryota, Viridiplantae, Streptophyta, Magnoliopsida, Malpighiales, Salicaceae. Gene Ontology annotation, molecular function: histone binding; DNA binding. Gene Ontology annotation, biological process: chromatin organization; regulation of double-strand break repair.